Messenger RNA from Etheostoma spectabile (orangethroat darter), 2589 nucleotides. Its product is annotated as transient receptor potential cation channel subfamily M member 2-like. Gene Ontology annotation, cellular component: plasma membrane. Gene Ontology annotation, molecular function: ligand-gated calcium channel activity. Gene Ontology annotation, biological process: calcium ion transmembrane transport. Lineage: Eukaryota; Metazoa; Chordata; Actinopteri; Perciformes; Percidae. The record is from RefSeq and is a predicted model, not a curated record.
AAAAAAGCCAAGAUGUACUUCAACGACCUGUGGAAUAUUUUAGACGUUCUGUCCAUCCUUCUCUUUGUUAUCGGCCUUGCAUUUAGGCUGACAACCAACUGUUCUAUGCAGGAAAAAACUCUCCUCUGCAUCGAUUUGUGGUCUUCUGCCUCCGUCUCAUGGCUAUUUUCACCAUCAGUAAAACCCUGGGACCCAAAUUAUCAUAGUCAGGAGGAUGAUGAUGGAUAUGUUCUCUUCAUGUUCCUGCUGAGUAUCUGGGUGGUUGCAUACGGUGUUGCCAAACAAGGCAUCCUCAUCCACAAUGACAAUAGGCUGGACUGGAUUCUCCGCGGGGCAAUUUAUGAGCCGUACCUCAUCAUAUUUGGGAAUUUUCCCACAAAUAUUGAUUAUGCUGCGUUUGACAUAAACUCCUGCAGCAUGAAUGGCACCGAUCCUCAGAAGCCCAAGUGUCCGGUGCUGAAUGAAAACCAAGCACCAGCUUUCCCUGAGUGGCUCACCAUCAUCAUGCUUUGUAUAUACUUGCUUGCCAACAUACUGCUGCUCAACCUGCUCAUAGCUAUCUUCAACUUUACAUUCCAGAAAGUUCAGGACAACACAGACAGAAUAUGGAAGUUUCAAAGAUACGAGCUAAUCAAGGAGUACCACAGCCGCCCUGCUGCCCCUCCUCCUUUCAUCAUCUUCAGCCAUCUUUACCUCUUCAUCAGGAACAUGUUGAUGUGCAGGCCCCCCAUCAUAAGUAAAGAGUUUAAGAGCGAGCUUCCUCAGAUGGAGGAAGAGGAGCUGACCUGGGAGGCCUUAAAGGACAGAUACCUGCUGUCCACACAGCAGGAGCAGAGCCAGAGCAUGGAGCGACGCAUCCUGGACACGGCUCAAAAGGUUACCACCAUAACCGAUCGAUUGGAGAGGGAAGAUGAAACGAGCUCUGCCGCCAUGGUGAAAAGACUGGCUCGACUAGAGGAGCAGGUCGUCCAGUCAGCCAAAGCCCUGCAAUGGAUUAUGGACAGUCUGAAAUGUCAGGGGUUUGCAGCAAAAGAAACACAACCCCCAACAUUAACUACAACAGACGAGUCCCCUGACAUUUAUACGACGGAGAAAGAAGAUGGGCUCCACGUGAAUGCCCGUCAACUUUACUACCCCAACAGCAAAAUCACACGCUUCCCUGUGCCUGACGAGAAUGUGCCAUGGAAGGUCAGAUUCAGUUUAUACAAUCCGGCUUAUUACGCCUCUGAAGACAGUGAGGACCAUGUAGAUGGAUCAGACUCGGAAGCCUUAUAUAAUUACAGAAACCCAGUAGGGAGGACAGGCAUCAGGGGACGAGGUGCACUAAACCACCUUGGUCCAAAUCUGAAUGCAGAAUAUGUGCUUACACGCUGGCGGGAUAGCGAGAGAUCUGUUUUGGAGUACCUGGUGGUUUGGGAUGAAAGCCAGGGAACCUUGACUUUACCUGGGGGACCUGUCCAAUCUGCCGAUCACAUGCCAGUGACUCUGAUUAGAACCAUGGGAAAGAAGCUGUAUGAAGAAGUAAAUGCAAAAGUAUCAGAGGGAACAAAGGUGUUUGAGGGCUAUGUGGAUGACUGCAGGAACACAGAUAACGCCUGGGUGGAAACCACCGUCCUCAACAUUCACCUGGACAGAAUGAGCCAGGUGAUGGAAGACAUCAACAGUAUGGUAGCGAGCAGCCAUGGCGCUCUUCAGUGGUGGGAGGUGAGCGGCAAAACCAGACUUAACUCAAACCAAAGAGAGUCUCUAAGGAAGGUUGCUGAGCUGCACAACAGGAAGUUUUGAUGUUCAACGAUGCUGUAGCUCUACACGUGCCUCUCCAUCCACAGGGUUCUUUCUGCCUGUUUGUGUGGCCUUUUGUUAAGGCUGAUUAAUUCUGUUGCACCGGAAGCACUUGAAUCAAGACACCAUAAACCCACGAUGUAUGCUGCUGUGAAUUAUUUUUAACAAUAUGCCCAAAUUCCAUAGGACAGUAACCUGAAUGUUUAGCCCACACACUGUAAGUGAGUCAUAACACUGAGAAUAAAUACCUUGGUUCUGAGGUAGUUGUGCUUCACAUGAUUAUGGUACUUCAUACUUCUACCUCACUACAUUUCCAAAGCAAAUAUGGUAUGUUUACUUCAGUACAUUUAUCUCACAGUACUGUAAAUAAAAUGAUGUAUUGGUUUGAAUGAAAAUGUCCAACAUUGCCUAUAUUAAAUAAUUAAAAAAGAUCCAGCUCAAUCAAAAUGCUACUUACAAGGUAAUACACCUAUAAUAAUGCAAUAACAUGACUUACUGCAAAAUCAGGACAGGACUAUGUUAUUUUGAUACAUUUUGUUGCUACUGCAUCUGUAUUUUUACCUUAGUAAAGUUUUGAAUGCAGGAGAUUCACUUGUAAUGGAGUAUUUUUACUUUGUGGCCACUGCUGCUUUCAUUUAGGUAAAGGUUCUUUUGUUCUGAAUUCUUCUUCCACUAUUACAAUACUUUAUCUGCGUAAUUUUCUUGAAUGUCAAGGUAUCUGUGUAUCUUGCAGUUUACUUCACAAUGUGACCUUUACAUAACAAAGCACUCCUGGCCUUAUAAUAAUGAUUAAAAACCUAACUUGAA